GAUCGUGGUAAGCCGGAAAACUAGAGAACUUCCGGGGUGGUGCUUUCAGACGGAAAAAAUAUUUACAAUGGCAAAAAACACUGGUGCCAGUAAGUUUAGAAAAGUAAAUGUUGAUGAAUACGACGAAGAAAACUUUCAGGACAAUGAAGAUUCAGAUGUCGGUGUAGUUGGUCCAAAUGAAAACGAAGUUACCAACUUUUUAAACCAAUCUAAAAAUGUGGAGGCACUGAAGGCUGUUUUGCAAAAUCCCCUGCAGGGUUGCAAAGACAAAAGACUAAAGGACAAAGUUGUACAGCUUGUAGUUCGAGUGCUGACUGCAUUCAAAGCCAGUGACAUAGAGAAAGGAGUGAAUGCCCUUGACAGUCAAACACUGGACAUUCUAAUGAAAUAUAUUUAUAGAGGAUUUGAAUUUCCAUCAGAAGGGAGUAGUGCUGCUCUUCUCUCAUGGCAUGAAAAGGUGUAUGCCAAAGGUGGCCCUGGCUGCAUCAUCCGUGUCCUGACCGACAGAAAAAGUGUGUGAUGCUCAACACAAGAUAUAAUUAAGAAGGGGUUCUAUAUGUGUAAAUGUUUGUAUAAGAUUGAGAUAGCAGUACAUGCACCAUGGGGAAGAGUCUAGAAAAAAAGAGAAUACUUGUGAUAUAACUCAAUCAUGACAUCUUCCAGAAGCAUCUUUAUUUUCUGGUAAAAGCCUCUGAUAUAAAUUGUGUUCUAUGCCAUUCCCAAUGUCUGUGCAAUGCUUAAUUGUUUUGUGAUUUUAAUGAGAAAAAAGUUCUUUAUAAUAUUCAAGUUUAACAAAACAGAUAGUUAAUGCCUUGCAAGUUAUGAACUGUUUUGUUUGUCAUAUUAUUUUAUUUCAAUGGAAUAUUAUUAUUUGUGAUCAAUACACUUUUUCUGUAUCUUUUAUUAUACCAUGUAAUUUUCAUGCAUUUUUGGUUUUCAAAUUAAGGAAAUAAAUUUUGAGAAUUUUUUGUCUCUUUAGAUGUAUUUAACUAUGAUUUUCAAUAUACAUUUAAGAAAAAAGAAGUAUUCAUUCAAACAUACUUUUGAAUGUUACAUAACAUUUGCUUAUCCAUGUAUUUACUUCACAAUUAUUUAA
Molecule: messenger RNA, 1096 nt
Organism: Magallana angulata
Lineage: Eukaryota; Metazoa; Mollusca; Bivalvia; Ostreida; Ostreidae
Product: actin-related protein 2/3 complex subunit 5-C-like
Exons: 4
Coding region: 68-520 (150 amino acids)
Biological process (GO): Arp2/3 complex-mediated actin nucleation; regulation of actin filament polymerization; cell migration
Cellular component (GO): Arp2/3 protein complex; cytoplasm; actin cytoskeleton
Molecular function (GO): actin filament binding
Source: RefSeq, a predicted model, not a curated record